Molecule: messenger RNA, 750 nt
Organism: Thamnophis sirtalis
Lineage: Eukaryota; Metazoa; Chordata; Lepidosauria; Squamata; Natricidae
Source: RefSeq, a predicted model, not a curated record
ACCGACAUCUUAUGAAUCGGCAAACUAAAAUGGACAGGAAUGGGUGGAUUUAAUUCAGAUGACCAUCAGGUAUAAGAAUCCCUCAGAAGAAAUGGAGUAGCCUUCAUAGUCAACAAAAGAGUAGGAAAAGCAAUACUGGGAUACAAUCCCCAAAAUUACAGAAUGAUCUCAGUUCAAAUCCAAGGCAAACCAUUCAACCUCACAAUAGUCCAAGUCUAUGCCCAAACUAAGGGUGCUGAAGUGGAUGAAAUUGACAGAAUUUAUGAAGCCCUAAAGCACCUUAUAGAAUUAACAGCCAAAAAUGAUGUCCUUAUCAUCAUGGGAUAUUGGAAUGCUAAAGUAGGAAGUCAAAAGACAACCAGAAUAACAGACAAGUUUAGCCUUGGAAUACAAAAUGAAGCAGGGCACAGGCUGGUAGAAUUUUGUCAAGAGAAUACGAUGGUUACAGCAAUCACUCUUUUCCAACAACCCAAGAGAUGCCUCUACACAUGGACAUCACCAGAUGGUCAACACAGAAAUCAGAUUGACUAUGUGCUCUGCAGCCAAAGUUGAAGACGCUCUAUACAGUCAGUAAAAACAAGAUCAGAAGCUGAUGGCUCAGAUCAUGAGCUUCUCAUCACAAAAUUUAGGCUUAAAUUGAAGAAAGUAGAGAAAAUCAUUAGGCCACUCAGAUAUGAACUAUAUCAUAUCCCUAAUGAAUGUACAAUAGAAGUGAUAAAUAGAUUUAAGGAAUUAGAAUCUGAUAGAUAG